UGGUUAGAGGAUGGCCCCUUUGUUUGCCUGCUUUUUCUCCUAUCCACAGGGUGACUGGAUUACCUGGGUGUUGAACCACAUUGGCAUGACCCAUUUCCAGAUGUGGGCUAGAGAUGUGGAAUACAUCCGCUGGCUCGUGCAGGGAAAAUACCCACUCCCUUCACUCCCUUAUUCUGCCACCAAGUUUGCACUGGAUGGAUUCUUCAGCUCACUGAGCCAUGAACUCAUGAUGCAGAAGAAGAAUGUCUCUAUCACAGUGUGCAUCCUCAGUGAUUGGGGCAAAGUGCACCCAACUGCUUCUCCUGCUCCUGAAGCUGCACUCACCAUCAUCCAGGGAGGUGCCACAUGGAUGUGGGAGGUUUUCUACCCAUGGUGGCCGCUGCACAUGCGGUAGCUCUGGGUUUUGUCCCCCAAUGACAAGGACCAGGUUUUACAGAGUUACUGUAACUACAGCAGUCCUUAAAGGAUGCCCACUCUCAGUCUCCUCUCCCAUCCUACAUCCCUUCUAAUCACAUUCCCCCUGUCCCGCUAAGCAUCCCAUGAGCCGUUGGUGUCAAGCCGGAGCAGGGCAGCAGCAGUGGUAAAGUAACCUUAGCUCUUUUCGUAAGUCUCAUCUUGGUCCUCCUCUUAUCCUGCUUCAGCCACAGUUCUGAUAUUUCUACUCAUCAGUCACAGAGCUUUCCCACUGUUCACUCUGUCUUAGCCCUCCACCCAUUCUCUUCCUUCAGCCUUACCUGUGUUUUUACUAUUUCCAGUCUUCUCUCAGCUCCAGCUUUAACCUCUGUCUGUACAGGAUGUAGUGGAAUGUCUGUACAUCCUGCUCCACUUCUGCAUUAUUUGUGGAUUCUGUGAACCUUCUUGCUUCCUAUAAAUAGAAUUUUAAUUAAACUUUUUUUAAUGUGUUGGUGUUACAUGUUGAUGCUGCUUCUGUGAAGGAAGGCUAGUGACCUGGCUUCUGUGCGCACAGGCCUGUUGGUAGAUGUUGUUGACUGCACAGGACCUGUUAAAUCAGCUCUUCCUUACUGUAAAUGCCAAGAUGCAUUGAUGAUGCCUGCACUGAACAGGAGAAAGAAUGUAGAGGGAAUUCUUCCUUCCCUAACACAUUAUUCCUAUGGAUAUGUGUCAUGGCUUGUAAGUUCUAGCAGCUAAGAAAAAGCAGUCUUUGCUUGAAUCCCCCUGGGCUGGGGAUGGAUAAAUGAUCCUAUGUGGGCUUCUUAGUGUCUGAGAAGAUGUUUAUUUUGUGUGUUGUUCCUGGCCACAGUGCGUGAAUCCUGUAGGAAUUUUAAGUAGCUUUGAAAGUGUAACAUUUUGCAGAAACUGGCUAACAGGUUUGGAAUUUAUUGGAACAGCCAGGUAUUGCUUAAAAAACAGACUUGUCUAGGGAAUAUAGAACUAAAAUGGAGAAUGCAGAGCUUUGCCAAUCACAAGGUCACUGCAUGCCCGUGCUCCUUCCUUGCUCUGUUGACAGCUAGGUGCUAGACUAAGUGCAGUCUUGUUCUGAGCUAAAUAUAAAAACUUGUGUGCCUGCAAGAGAUAUGACUGCAGCUCGAGUUCUUACUCGUUACUGGGAAUGGUGUGUGGCACUUUUAGUCGCAAGUAAAUUUUAUCCAUGUCCUAGAAA
Messenger RNA from Tyto alba (common barn owl), 1621 nucleotides. RefSeq names its product hydroxysteroid 11-beta-dehydrogenase 1-like protein. Gene Ontology annotation, cellular component: intracellular membrane-bounded organelle. Lineage: Eukaryota; Metazoa; Chordata; Aves; Strigiformes; Tytonidae. Gene Ontology annotation, molecular function: oxidoreductase activity. The coding region runs from base 11 to 394 and encodes 127 amino acids. The transcript is spliced from 3 exons. The record is from RefSeq and is a predicted model, not a curated record.